AUGAGGGCAUUUCGGUUCGCGGGCAGCAUUAGACAACUUUUCAAGAAGUUGACGGGAGCCAGAGCAGGCGAUGCCUCAGCUGUGGUCGAAGAACCAAAUGUCAAGGUGGACCUGCAGACUCAGAAGCACCUUGCUUCCUUGGUUCCCCAAUCCGGUGAGAACACAACUCGUAUUAAGUACUUGGAAUUGGUCGCAAACCAUUUCGCGAAACAUGGACUCAUAAAGGGGUCUCCUCCUCUCCGUUCUCUAGUACCAUCGAAGGAGGAGGCAAACGGCGGAGGCAAAAGGAACGGGAAAGGGAACGGAAAUGACAACGGGAAAGGGAACAGGAACGGGAACGACAACGAGAAAGGGAACAGGAAAGGGAAAGGCAACGGCAACGGGAACGGCAACGAGAAAGGGAACGGGAAAGGAGGACUUUUUUUUGCUCAUGCAAUUCACAUUUGA
This is a messenger RNA of Malus domestica (apple), 447 nucleotides long. NCBI's taxonomy places the organism in Eukaryota, Viridiplantae, Streptophyta, Magnoliopsida, Rosales, Rosaceae. The record is from RefSeq and is a predicted model, not a curated record.